Molecule: messenger RNA, 2218 nt
Organism: Melozone crissalis (California towhee)
Lineage: Eukaryota; Metazoa; Chordata; Aves; Passeriformes; Passerellidae
Product: putative threonine dehydratase
Exons: 12
Coding region: 269-1585 (438 amino acids)
Biological process (GO): L-serine catabolic process; L-threonine catabolic process
Molecular function (GO): L-serine ammonia-lyase activity; threonine deaminase activity
Source: RefSeq, a predicted model, not a curated record
CAUCCCUUUCCUGCUGCUCACUCAUGGGCCCUGCAGCUGGUGGGGAUCAUGCUCCACAGCUAAGCAUUAUGCUGAGCAGCUGUUCUUGAAAAAGGAUGACAAUAAAAUAAAGAAAAAAGAUAUCCCAGCAGUUUGUGAUCUUCACUGCUGUAAGGAUGUCCCUGUAAGAAAUGGCCUUAUUGGGCAGAAGCCACCCUCUAUCAACCCUGAGAGACUGAAGGAUUUUGGUGAGGAGGAUUACCUGAACGGGGAUGUGAAGACCUGGGAAAUGAAGAUAGUGAGCCGGAAUGAGGAGUUGCUCAGGGAUGCCCUUUCCUGCAUCCCCCAGCCAAGCAGUAGGACCAGCCUGGCCAGCUGCAACAGGCUCAUUCGGUUUGAAGACAUUAGUGCAGCAGCCUUCAAAAUCCAGUGUGGUGUUCAGAAAACCCCCUGCAUGUAUUCUAGGCUGUCCAAGCAGUAUGGAAUGGACAUCUACCUGAAGAAGGAGUUCCUCCAGUACACGGGGUCUGUGAAGGAACGAGGUGUACUUUACCUUCUGAUGUCAUUGCCUCAGGAGCAGCAAAGAAAAGGGGUGAUCGUGGCCUCAGACAGCAACUUCUCCAUGGCUGUUGCGCACCACGCCUCAGAGCUCCGUGUGCCCGUGUUCGUGAUCCUGUGCACCAGCACGGCCCCGGCCCGCGUGAGGAUGUGCCGCGACUACGGCGCCAUGGUCAUCUCCUACGGCGCCACGGGCAAGGACGCCCAGCUGCACGCGCGGAGGCUGGCUCAGGAGAACGGAUACCUCUACCUGGAGGAGGAGGACAGUGCUGUGUACCUGUCAGGCCUGGGCACCGUGGGGCUGGAGAUGUACGAGCAGGUGCCAAAGCUGGACGCGGUGAUUUUCCCUGCAGGAGGCCACUGUGGCUUGCUGGCAGGGUCAGCUGCUGCACUCAAACACCUCAACCCACAUAUUUCUGUAAUUGGAGUUGAGUCUGAAAGUUUCCCAGUAUUGCAAGAGUCCUUAAAAGCUGGCCACCCAAAUGACGACCAGGCCUGCAACAAUCAUCACUUCUAUGGAGAUGUGAGUGGAGUUUGCUUUGGCAGCAAUUCUUUGCAGUUGACGGGGAAGCUUGUGGAUAAAGUUGUUACUGUGAGGGAGGAGGACAUCCUCGUUUCAAUGCUGAGGCUGCUGGAGUACGAGCGAGCCACGGUUGAUGCAGAAGGGGCCAUUGGGCUUGCAGCACUGGUGGCAGGGAAGCUGCCUGAGUUGAAGGGUAAAAGAGUGGCAGUUGUUAUAUGCAGUGGAAACCUGGAAUUACAUUUGCUGCAGCAGUGCAUAGCUCGUGCCCUGACCCUGGAUAACAGAGUGUGCAGAUUUUCCCUUGUGAUUUCUGACUGCCCAGGAGACAUGUCAAAGCUACUGGAGCUUUUGGCUCGGGAGGAAGCAAGAGUUCUGGAUAUCAAACAAGAACGCACAUUUGUGACAUCCAACCUCUUCACUGUUGAGGUGAUCUGCACUGUGGAGACCAGAGACAAGAUCCACACAGCCCAGCUGAGGAAUGCACUCCUGGAACGCUACCCCACAGCUGCCUGGACGGAGCGGUGACGGGCACAGCGCGGCUGGGGCACCAGGGCCUGUGCCAAGGACUCUGCAGAGCCCCAGCCUGGAGGCUGUCACAACAAAUAUCAUCUUUCAGAGCUGAACAGUUAGCAAAUAGCAUCAGGAUAUUGAUUUCCUGCUCAAAAUGUAGUAAAUGUCUUUGGGGAAAAAAAGUUCAACUCAAAACGUUAGUUUAGCUAAGGGAAGCUCUUAGUCUCUGCUGGUGUUGGAAUUCCUCAUUUCAUUAUCAGCUGGCUGUCUGGAUUUUAGCUAGUUUGUAGAACCCAAUGAUAUUCCAUAAACAAGGAGAAGGCAUUUCUCUUUACAUCUGGAUAUAGACCUCUCAAAGGUCUUCUAUUUUGAUGCCCAUUGUUGAAGUAAUGCAGCUCCUUCCGCUGGACUUAGCCACAUUACAAGUGCAGAAAUUUUCUGUUUCCAAGCCAGAAGCAGUUUUCUGUUUGCUAAAUCUGCUUCAGGAGGUGUGUGGGAUUGAACAUGAAUAUGAUCUGAUCUUUGCUACCAUGUGAGGAAAAAUUCUGCUAAUAGAAGGUAAUUUAAACACAGACAGAAAAACCCUUGGAAGAUAAAAGCCAAUAUAAUAUUAAUAUUUUUCCCAAGGGAAAAUGAUCCUAUUUGCAA